AUGGCCAGCGAGGGGCAUAAGUUUCGCUCCACUCCUGCAGUUAAGGAGUUUGAGGAACUUGCCCACAUCAAAGCUGAAAGCGGCAGAGACAGCUCCAAUUAUGACAUUUGUGCCCAAGCUCCCUGUGAACAACAAUGCACGGAUAACUUCGGCCGUGUGCUGUGCACGUGCUACCCAGGAUACCGAUAUGACCGAGAGAGACACCAAAAGCGGGAGAAGCCAUACUGCCUGGAUAUCGAUGAGUGUGCCACCGGCAACACCACUCUGUGUGCACAUACCUGCAUCAACACCAUGGGCAGCUACCACUGUGAGUGUCGGGAGGGCUACAUCCUUGAGGACGAUGGGAGGACCUGCACGAGGGGAGACAAAUACCCCAAUGACACUGGGCAUGAGGAGAAGUCCGAGAAUGAGGUGAAAGCUGGGACCUGCUGUGCCACCUGCAAGGAGUUCUCCCAGAUGAAGCAGACGGUGCUGCAGCUGAAGCAGAAGAUUUCUCUGCUCCCCAACAAUGCCGCCGAACUGGGCAAGUAUGUCAAUGGUGACAAGGUGUUGGCCUCGAACACCUAUCUUCCAGGACCUCCUGGCCUGCCUGGGGGACAGGGCCCACCUGGCUCACCAGGACCCAAGGGGAGCCCUGGAUUCCCCGGUAUGCCAGGCCCUCCUGGACAACCAGGCCCACGGGGCUCAAUGGGACCUAUGGGACCAUCCCCUGACCUGUCUCAUAUUAAGCAAGGCCGGAGGGGCCCUGUGGGUCCACCAGGAGCACCAGGAAGACAUGGCUUGAAGGGGGAGAGAGGAGCACCUGGGCCCCCAGGGUCUCCGGGACCCCCAGGUUCUUUUGACUUCCUGCUGCUGGUACUGGCCGACAUUCGAAAUGACAUCGCAGAGCUACAGGAGAAAGUGUUCGGACAUCGGAUUCACUCUUCUGCAGAGGACUUCCCCCUACCUCAGGAAUUCUCCAGCUACCCAGAGACCCUGGACUUUGGGUCUGGAGAUGACUAUUCCAGAAGAACUGAAGCAAGGGACUCUGAGGCCCCGAGAAACUUUUAUCCAUAG
Messenger RNA from Rattus rattus (black rat), 1056 nucleotides. RefSeq names its product collagen and calcium binding EGF domains 1 (gene Ccbe1). The record is from RefSeq and is a predicted model, not a curated record. The coding region runs from base 1 to 1056 and encodes 351 amino acids. The transcript is spliced from 9 exons. Lineage: Eukaryota; Metazoa; Chordata; Mammalia; Rodentia; Muridae. Gene Ontology annotation, molecular function: calcium ion binding.